AAUAACUGCUAAACAUAUAAUAGCUCAUCAAUCAUUUAAAGCGCGGGUCAAAUGGCCAUGGUUCGUCGCGGUUUCUAUGACGCAACGACGCCAGACCAAAAUGAGUCGUCUGCUUGCGCGAAGCUGCGUCCUCUGACAUAGGCCGUGGAUAAGGAAUGGAUAAAACUCUGAUGUGGCAAGAGUUCGUGGAAGGGAGUAUCUCUGGUAGCUUCCCUAGAUAGAGUAUAUUAAUCUUGUAAAGAUAGAAAUGAAAUAACAAGUUCAACAUCAUUGAAGUUGAUAAACUAACUUAGAUGUUGAUAAACUACGGUAAUGUUUGUUAAAACGAAGAUGUAGACUAUAGACUACGGUACUUUUCAGUUAUUGAAAUGAUAAUUAUGUUCCGAUUCAUGGUAACAUGAAACGAAGGAAAUAUUUUUGCAAAAUUAAAGAUAAAAAAAGAGAUAGUUCUAUGAAUAAAAUACGAAUUCCUGAAAAAUAUGUUUGCUAAUUGAAUCAAAAUGAGUGGCUUAUCAGUGGAAUCGACCAUUUCAUCAUUUAGCUAUGCUACUCUGACUUAUUUUACCCAUGAAUUUCAUUAGAAUAUAAGACAUACAUUGUUAUUGUACCAUUGUCAUUAUCAAUUAUAUUUAUUUUAUAAACAUCUCUUCUUGUUGUCUUGACCUUUUUAUUCUCAUUGCGCUAUAAUCUAAGUGACCAGGCUAUUCAUAGAUAUAUUUAACUUAUAAAUCUGAACCGGAAAUUUUUUAGAUGGUAUGCAUUCUUCAAAUUUUUAAUUGUAUGAAAGUAGCAUAAUUUCCAUGAUAUGGCUGGUUUCCAGUUUGACAAUCAUUUGCAAGUUCAAUCACCAGAAAAUGCACGCAGAAGCCCAUUUGCAAGUGAUACAGAUGAGUCAGCAUUUACAAGAUUAAAUCUUCGAUCAACAGAUGAAAUACCACUAAAAUAUCGGCAUGUUUUUGACGGAAUACCAUAUUUUAAUGUUGUUCAGUCAACUGUUCUUGAUGACGUUUUGUACACUGAUAAUCCACUUGUCGUCUGUGCACCGACAGGAUCUGGAAAAACUAUGAUAUUUGAGCUUGCUAUCAUCCGGAUGCUUCUCAAAUGUGAUGAAUAUUCACGGCCUCACAGUGAACAAAAAAUUAUAUACAUGGCCCCAAUUAAGGCGCUUUGUGCUCAACGUCAUUCUGAAUGGGGACAUAAGUUUGAAUCUAUUAAUCUAAAAUGUACACAGCUCACAGGAGAUUCGAACAACGAUGAUUUGGCUGAAUUGCAAAAGGCUAAUAUUAUAUUUACGACUCCAGAGAAAUGGGACAGUACCACUCGACGUUGGCACAAUAAUAUAACACUUAUAAGUCAGAUCAAACUUUUUCUUAUUGAUGAAGUUCAUCUUCUGAAUGACGAAUCAAGAGGAGCUACGAUGGAAGCUGUCAUUAGUAGAAUGAAAACAAAUCGAUCCCAUAUUUCUAUGAAAACAGGAUCAAAUUUUAUUCAUGCUUUGAGAUUUGUUGCAGUAUCUGCUACAAUUCCUAAUGUUAUUGAUAUAGCAGAUUGGCUUGGUUCAAUUGACCUACCUGCCACUCACUUUUUACUCAGUAAUGACUUGAGACCUGUUAAGCUUAAUGUUGUUGUUUUGGGUUAUCCAUGCUAUACAGACUCGGAAUUUAAAUUUGAUGUUAGCUUGAAUUACAAACUCAGCAAUGUAAUUGAAAAUUACUGUGAGAAUAAACCAACUUUAGUGUUUUGUUCAACUAGGAAAAGUGUGGAGCAGGCUGCAUCUAGAUUGGCUUGCGAUUCUAGAUUUGUUGUCAAUGAAAUGCACCAAAGACUCCUGAAUCAAAUUGCAAACCUUGUGAGAUGCCAUAAACUAAGAGAUUGUUUGAUGAAAGGUGUGGCGUACCAUCACGCUGGAUUAGAUUUUCAUGAUCGGGAACUUGUUGAAAAAGGUUUUAUCCAAGGACAUAUUCUUGUUUUACUUAGUACAAGCACACUUGCUAUGGGUGUUAAUCUUCCUGCCCAUUUGGUGAUCAUCAAGUCGACGAGUCAUUAUAUUGGUGGUGUAUGUGAAGAGUAUUCACAGUCAGAACUUAUGCAAAUGGUUGGGCGAGCUGGCAGACCACAGUUUGAUACAACUGCUACGGCAGUUAUUAUGACAAAACAAAAAAAUCGAGAAAAAUAUCAAAACAUAACUCAUGGAACAAAACAAAUUGAAAGCUCACUACAUAAGCAUCUCAUUGAACAUUUAAAUGCAGAAAUUGUGCUUGGAACCAUUCCUGAUGCUAGUUUGGCAUUGGAGUGGAUAAGAUCGACAUUUUUAUACAUUAGGGCACUGAGAAAUCCAGUACAUUAUGGAUAUUCAGCUGGACUUAGUACUGCAGAAAUUGAGAGUCAUUUACAAGACCUUUGCAUCAGUAAUUUGAAUGCUUUAGCAUCUGAAAAUUUAGUCAAUAUCAAUGAAUCUUUCCAUCCGAACUUACUUCAAACUACUUCCACAGGUCGUCUUAUGGCACAAUAUUGUAUUGCAUUUGAAACUAUGAAAAAUUUUCUCAGAUUUCAAUCAAGUCCAACUGUUGAAGAAUUAACAGGCUUGGUUUCUAGUUGCAAAGAAUUUCAAGAUAUUAGUCUGAGAGUUAGUGAGAAAUCUGUACUAAAUAAACUCAACAAGAAUAAAACAUCAAUGACAAUUAGAUAUCCGAUGGAAGGUCGAAUAAAAACAUCACAAAUGAAAGUAAAUUGUCUAUUACAGGCUGUUCUGGGGAACCUUCCAUUGCAAGAGUUUGCAUUGCAACAAGAUAUGAACAAGAUUUUUCGAAUUGCAUCUCGUGUGUCAAGAUGUUUUAUGGAACUACAGUUCCAAAAUACUGACUUCAAUUCUCUUUUGAAUGCUGCUAAAUUUUCCCAGUGCAUCAAAGCUAAAAUGUGGGACGAUUCUCCUUAUGUUUGUAAACAACUUCCUGGGAUAGGGCCAGUUCUUGCAACUGCUUUGGUAAAUGGUGGCAUAAGGAAUUUUGAAGCUGUAGGAAAACGAAAUCCAAGAGAACUGGAACUGAUAGUAAACAGACAUCCUCCUUUUGGUAAUCAACUACAAGAUGCAGUAAGGUAUUUGCCAAAAUAUCAAGUUUCAAUUGAAGAAUUUGGAUCUCGUGGGUUUGGAUCCCAAACUUUUAGAGCUCGGGUAUCAAUACAAAACCACUAUGAUUUGAGAAGAAAACAAACUAUCUUUGGCAAGCAUACUUCUCUACUGAUCAUAGGAGAUUCCAAUAAUAAUUUACAUCUCAAAAGAAAAUUUACUGAUUCGGAUUUGCUGCGCUCGGAAUGGUCAACUAAUAUUGAAGUCAAACGGAUGGCAAAUGAUCUUGAAUUAAAAUUGGUGUUGUGUAGUCAGGAAUGGGCCGGAUUAGAUGUCGAAUGCACAUAUAAACCUUUUGCCAAUCGAACAACACAAUCCACCUCUCAUGAUAUGGAAGACAAUUUUAACACAGAUUACAAGAGAUCCAGAUAUUUUGGAGGUAAUAAUAAUUCAAUGCAUGGAAGUUAUGGUAUUCCCGUUUCAAAUGAUGAUGUACUGUUUGAUUCAUUUGAAAGCAUUCAUAGCCCUUCAUCAGAGAAAAAAGUUUGUCAAAAAUCAACUCAGAAAAAAAAUUUAAAAUCAAAAUAUACAAAUAAAAAUGCUUCAGAAAAAAGAUAUUCUUCAAAAAAUAUCUCAAAUUGGAUGAAGGAAUUUUCAUACAAAAAAUCAUCGAGUUUUGUCCCGAGUUCAAGCCAAUGUUUAUGGAAUAAUAAACCUGAAUUUAUUGAUAUUAAUGAUGAUGAGUUAUCUGAAAAUCAAGAUGCAGACUCUGCUAUUUCAAUGUAUCUGGAGGGUCUGGGUGAACAUGAAAACCAACGUGUAACAACUAAGAAUAAGAAUUCUUUUGAAAGCCAUUUUGUCAAUAAGAGAAAAUCAAAUGAAACGGUGAACACAAAUUUGGUUCGAAAAAAGUUGUAUUUUGCUCCUGAUGCGAAAAAUUCUUCUGUGGAUGAUUUUAAUAUAGCUAAUGCUCAACCAAAUUUUGAUUUGGAUUGGGACGUCUGGGAUGAUGGGUUGAAGGAAACUGUAAAUGAAGAAAAGCAAUCUUCAUCAUUUGAUCAUGAAUUUUCAGAUGAUGUAAUAUUAACAGCAGAAGAGAAUAGUCCCAUCCCAGUAAAGCGUCAGUUAUUAUCGCCAACAUUUUCAGAUAUUUCAUAUGAUAAAUUGAGACAAACUCCUGAUGACACACCAAUAACAUCAAAAGCUUCUGGAAAAAUGUAUCCCAGCUGUUCUUAUAUUUCAAACCAAAGAUCAAAUACAUUUACACCUACAAUGAAACAAACAUCAUCCAAAGAAAACUGCUUUUAUAGAGGUAAAACAUCUGAUAAUAUAUCUGAAAUACCAUGUACAAGUUCUCACAAGUCAGUGAUAGAAUCAAAAGUUUGUAAAUCACCAUUUCCGAAACAAAAAGAAAAUUGUGCACCAAAGUCUUUUUUCGAUGAUAUAUUUCCAGCAGCUACAAAAUCAAAUGAGACAUUCAACCCUCUAGUGACAAGCAUUAAGAAAGCGGACAAAAAAGAACUUGAGAAAGCUCAACAAAUUUAUUUUAGCAUUUUGGACUCUUUCGAUUUGUAACUGUUAUAUCACAGCAAGGGGUAGAAAUUUUGCCCAAAACAGAUACUAACUGUAAGACUACAUCCAGCAUUAGAAGUUCUUUGCAGUUGGGUUCAGUCAUUAGUUCCUUAUUUUAGUUAUGUUUCACACUUUUCUCUGAACAGAAAGUUUGUUACAUAUAUGUAAGUGUUUUCAUAUAUUUCAGGUAAUAGAAUUAUAUACAAGGAUGAGCAAUCGUUUCAAAAGGGGUAGAUUGAUGGUAAAAAAGUAGAUUUUUUUUGAAUUCAGAAAAGCAUUACAGAAAAGUAAAUUUCAGUUUGUAUAAAAAGUAAUAUGGGCAUAUACCUCUAUAGAUUUAGUAAGCAAAUUUAUAUUUCAAUGGUUUGUCUUCAGGUUUUUCAUUGAGAUUUUUGCAAAUAUUCUGAAUGAACGAAUUGAAGAAAUGUUUUUAUUUUUUAAUCCUUGAUAAUUAAUUUAAGCAAAUGAAAUAGAGAACUAUUGUUGUUAAUAAACUACCUUUAAAUAUGUGCAUUUGCAAUAUGAUGCUAGAAUCUAAUGUCAUUGACUAUAGUUUAUGUAACAUUUUUUGACGAUGGAAUUUAUAUAAGAAUGAA
Molecule: messenger RNA, 5235 nt
Organism: Styela clava
Lineage: Eukaryota; Metazoa; Chordata; Ascidiacea; Stolidobranchia; Styelidae
Source: RefSeq, a predicted model, not a curated record